Messenger RNA from Orussus abietinus, 2027 nucleotides. It is a transcript of the gene Pop2, whose product is annotated as CCR4-NOT transcription complex subunit 7. Gene Ontology annotation, molecular function: nucleic acid binding; poly(A)-specific ribonuclease activity. Bases 284 to 1192 code for a protein of 302 amino acids. Gene Ontology annotation, cellular component: P-body; CCR4-NOT core complex; CCR4-NOT complex. Lineage: Eukaryota; Metazoa; Arthropoda; Insecta; Hymenoptera; Orussidae. The transcript is spliced from 7 exons. The record is from RefSeq and is a predicted model, not a curated record.
GGAAAGAACCGUAAAUAUUUUUAAAGGAAGCAAACAUACAUGAAUUUCUGCACCGUGGCCGUGGUGUUGCUGUCGCAUCGGAGAGUUUGUCAGAGAUUUCACCGAAUCCAAUAAUUUGGUAUCCACUGAGAAGUGAUGAAGCUGUUAGUUCUUGUCAAGAGGAUAUCGUGGAUGUGGUCUUCGAACUUGACAUUUCAUUUACAGUGAUAUGAAUGCGACGAGAACCUGACAGACAAGUUUUAGGACUGGGAUACUUUCCGCUGAGAUACUAAAUUUCAACCUUAUGCCAUCAGCUACAGGUGGAGUUAACCCCAUAGGCCAGAAGAAGGGAGGGGCGACUAUGCCCAGCAAUGAAGAAUGUGGAAUUCGUGAUGUUUGGGGACAUAACUUAGAGGAGGAAUUCCGUACCAUACGUCAGGUCGUGCAGCAGUACCAGUACAUAGCCAUGGACACUGAGUUUCCUGGAGUUGUCGCCCGCCCUAUAGGUGAAUUUAGGACGAGCGCCGACUACCAAUAUCAGUUGCUGCGGUGUAACGUGGAUCUCUUAAGAAUCAUUCAGCUGGGAUUGACGUUUCUAGAUGAAUCGGGUAACACACCGGGCGGUAGCUACACGACAUGGCAGUUUAACUUCAAAUUCAAUCUGCAGGAGGAUAUGUACGCGCAAGACAGUAUAGAUAUGCUACAAAACAGUGGGAUCCAGUUUAAGAAACACGAAGAGGAAGGCAUCGACCCACUGGACUUUGCGGAACUGUUGAUGACUUCUGGCGUUGUACUGGUCGACGACAUCAAAUGGCUAUCCUUUCAUUCCGGAUACGAUUUCGGUUACUUAUUGAAGCUUCUAACGGACCAAAAUUUACCCCAGGAAGAAAGUGAGUUCUUCGAACUCCUUAGGAUAUACUUUCCGACGAUUUACGACGUUAAAUACCUUAUGAAGUCCUGCAAAAAUUUGAAGGGAGGUCUACAGGAGGUUGCGGAGCAACUUGAACUGCAACGAGUGGGUCCACAACAUCAAGCUGGCUCUGAUUCGCUCCUCACUGGAAUGGUCUUUUUUAAAAUGCGAGAGAUGUUCUUCGAAGACAAUAUCGACGACGCAAAGUACUGCGGCCAUUUAUACGGCCUGGGCACGUCGUUCGUCGUAAACGGCUCUGGCGGAUACCUCGACAGUAACGGAGAUAAUUCCUCGUCCUCGUAAUGUUAAAACGAUAACCGAACGCGAUCAUAAUAGAUUAUUUCAUUACUAAAAGAAUAAACUAUUACAAAAAAAAAAAAAAAGAACAGUUUAACUCGAUGGCCAAGCACAGUUUAUGUCCACGUUGCCGCUCUGACGUUAAAUGGGGCCCGACGUUCCUGUGACACGUUCUAUUCGCAAUUUCUGCACAUUUUGUAUUCUUUAACACGCUAUGAACGGAGUUUUUCUCUCCUCUACGUUGAACGGUGUCGACGGGAGACACGAUUUGACGCGACAUAACACACGCUGUGCAUCCGCGGAUGGAAACAUGUAAAAUAGUCACUUUAUAUAUGACAAUUUGACAAUAUUGCCAUUAGAGACGGAAACGCGGUACGAAAAUGUCCCCAACACUUGUGUGUCAACGCGGCUGUAUCAAAAGCUAGGAUCGCUUCCAGGAUUAAUUAACCCAUCCAUUGCACCGUGUAAUUACCUCGUAAUGUUUCCCAAUAAGCGAGAACCUCCCUUCGGUCUGUCGGGGCGUUUUUUACGGUUACACUUUUACGUUUCACUCGCCGACACGGAGAAGGAAACGGGCGCAAUGGGGGAUAAACGAGAGGGAGAGAAAGAGCGAAAGAGAGUGUGUGAAUGUUAAGCCAGCGCAAAAACGCUUUCUUUUAAACAACGGCCACCCGGAAAUCUUGUAUUCCGAAACUCGAGGUGCCGCAUUUUUUAUUUCCGCUUAGAUGGUCGAAAGAGACAAAACCACACAAUUAUUCUGUUCUGCGUACGUCGCAUACGUUGCCCUGUAAAGUAUACAUGUAACAAUAAAUCGAAUGUUUUGGUACAUUUUCAAACAGUC